AUGAAAUCGGGGAAAAGGUUUGGCUAUGAUAUGGGGUUGGAGGAUCGGAUCCUGUUGUCGUCACUCGGGCGGCGUGAAAGACGUUUGGAUCAAAAGAAAAUGACCCAGCUUAUGCAGCUUAUUCUCGAAAGAAAGAAAAAUCUAAACUCAACGUGCGUUUCAGCUAACGAAGAACUGUCUUCUUAUGCCGUACAAUUUACGAAGGUGCAAGUUAACAGCUCUUUCACGGUUGUGAAGAUAUGGUGGCUUUGCGACGAUGUAAAUGAUGAGAAGAUUGAAGACUGUCUGGAGCGCAACCGCCACUCUUUACGGAGAUCUUUGGCAGAGUCAGUAGGUGUGAACUGCCCUGAAUUGCAGUUUCUGCCUGACCGAUCUCUUUUAAUGGAAAAGGAAAUGGAGAGGCUGUUCCGGAUAGCUGACUAUGGCAUGGACUACCGAGCGGUUAGCCACACAGGACGAGUGCUAGGAGGCGUAAAAGAUGAAGAAUCAAAGAGCUCACUAAAAUCAGAUAUUGACCCGAAAAGUUGCGAUAAGAAAUAA
This is a messenger RNA of Cooperia oncophora, 540 nucleotides long. The record is from the annotation of a GenBank genome assembly. Lineage: Eukaryota; Metazoa; Nematoda; Chromadorea; Rhabditida; Trichostrongylidae.